UCAUUCACCACCGAAGUUGCCCUGCACUCGCUCGUCACCUAGACACUGCGUACACGAUGGCCAAGAGUCUGCGCUCCAAGAUCAAGCGAAAGUUCCGUACGGAACUGCGUAAGCGCAUCGGCGUGCGCACAGGCGAUUCAGGAGGCCAAGAUCCAGGAAACCUCAGAAGGCCAUUGGCUGCUCAAGGCACUGGCAAGUCGGUCGCAAGUCUUAAGAAGCUCAUGGGUGCCUCAGUACCCGUUGCUAGCAGCGAAAUUACCGGCGUAGUCAAGGAACAGACUCCUGCUGAGGCCGAGGCCGCUCUGCUGAACCAGGAGGCCGACGCAAACAUGGAAGACGUCAAGAAGGCUAAGAAGGACAAGAAGAACAACAAGAAGCGCAAAUCCAAGUUCGUACACUUCCACCAACUGCGCAAGAAGGGUGUGUAAGCUCGUGGGAGGCCUGGAAAUGACGCUCGACCAAAUGGCGAUCGAAGUGUGAGGAGACGUCAAGUGGAUGCGAUCGACCGCUGUUACUCUGUAAUCUGCUAUUAUCCAGUUUAUUUUUAUGACUGUUAUCGUGGGCUAGUCGUCCCAAUCGGAGAUCUCUGUUGCUUGCUGG
This is a messenger RNA of Phytophthora infestans T30-4, 600 nucleotides long. RefSeq lists its product as uncharacterized. The transcript has 2 exons. The record is from RefSeq and is a predicted model, not a curated record. NCBI's taxonomy places the organism in Eukaryota, Oomycota, Peronosporomycetes, Peronosporales, Peronosporaceae. Bases 57 to 428 code for a protein of 123 amino acids.